This is a messenger RNA of Folsomia candida, 2798 nucleotides long. Its product is annotated as myrosinase 1-like. Gene Ontology annotation, molecular function: beta-glucosidase activity. Gene Ontology annotation, biological process: carbohydrate metabolic process. Lineage: Eukaryota; Metazoa; Arthropoda; Collembola; Entomobryomorpha; Isotomidae. The transcript has 3 exons. Bases 1 to 345 code for a protein of 114 amino acids. The record is from RefSeq and is a predicted model, not a curated record.
AUGAUCACUACCGCCAUUAGUAAAGUGUUCAUAGCUCUUGUGUUGAUCUCGGAUUCGAGUGAAGCUGACGAUGACAAAUUUUUAUUUGACGUAUUCCCUCCACAAUUUCAGUGGGGAUUUUCCUCUGGAAGUUAUCAGACGGAGGGAGCAUGGUUAGAGGAUGGAAAAGGAUUAAGUAUUUGGGACGAAUUUGUUCAUCGGACGCCAUCUCCAAUUGCUGACCACUCAAUGGGAGACAUUGCUUGCGACUCGUACCACAAGUAUCGCGAGGACGUCGCUAUACUAAAAUAUUUCGGGGUUUGUGGAAACGUUUUGUUUAUCAGCUCACUCAAAAUUAAAAAAUGAAAACUAAAAUAAUCCUUUAACAUCAAUGGUUGUCAGAUUAACUUUUCAAUCCUAUUGAAAUUGCUGAAGUGCUAACUAUUAAAACUUAAUUAGGGUACUCAAAGCAGGGCUGUUCAAUUACCAAUGGAAGUAAUUAAUUCUUAAUUCUUAAUUACUCCGACUGCGAAAAUUGGAAUUAAGUACUAAUUACAAAUACUUCUUUGUCCAGUAAUUGAACUUAAUUAUCAAUUACAAUUACUUUACAAGAAUGUAAUUGACUUUCAAUUACCAAUUACUUAUUAGUAAUUGAAAGUCAAUUACUUAAUUACUAAUUACUUAAUUCUCAUACUUAAGACUAAUUAAACGCUAUUUAAAGGCUAACUUUCGACCAAAAAUUCAUUUCCGAAUAGGAUAAAACUUUUAUAAAUAUCUUGGUACAGCAAACAGUUCAUCUUAUAUGAUCCAAAAGUUUAAAAUUGCUGUGGAUCUUUACUCCAGAUAGAUAAUGGCCUUUUCUUCCCACAAUUACAACAUUAAAAUUGUUAAUGCGUACAUUUCUACCCAAUGUAUUUUAUCUGAAUCUGACUAACGAGAUUGCUGAAGUAAUUUUUGCAGUUCAUGGAACACAGGUGGUCGAAACAAUUGUAAUAUAAAAUUGUACUAAGCUUGAAGUCCAAAUGCUGAAUGGGAAUGAUGACCAAAGCGUUCACAACAAAAGAUAUUUACAUAAUUCGAGUUCUUCGGGAGAGGGAGGCUUGUCGUAUUUCAUUCCAAGUAUGUUCGAUUAAGUAAUUGAUCAAAGUAAUUGAGUAUUCAAUUACUAAUUACUACUUGGCAAACUAAUUAAGUACUUCCAAUUUUAAUUACUCCAGGUCCUCCAAGUACUAAAGUACUUAAUUACUUUGACAAAUACCGGAGUAAUUGAAAUCAAUUACCAAUUACUAAUUACUUCAAGUUCUGUAAUUAAGUAAGUAAUUAAGUACAAAAGUAAUUAAGUACCACAGCCCUGGGAUGGAGCUAUAUAUACACAAAGCUCCAUCCUCAAUAUUUAAGUCCCUUGUAAAUCUAUCAUAACUCAGGAAAGUUCAUAAUACAUAAUCAGUACUUCAGAUUUUCCUCUCGCGUCUGCUUCGCAAUACGUGUUAAAACCAUUUCUGAAAUUAGCCUGCUGCUGAUUUUUUUAUAUUUUCAGGGAACUACCUAACUCUGAGCAAAAAUUGUGUCCAACUUUUUGAAUUGGGUUAAAAUUCGAAAAGCUACAACAUUUUAAAAAAUCCAGAUUUUGGCUGAAACCCGUUUAUUUAUUUCUUCGCGUGAACAAAUCAAAAUUAAUCCCGUAAUAGUUACACCUACUCAUUGUAAAUAAACUUUUUAUGUAUAUAUUUAAUAGGUACAUUCAUACACAUAAUUUGUACUUAUGUAUGUAUCAAACAUUAAUAUCUUGGCAAUAAUAUUUAUCGGUCGUUUGCAAUAUUUGCGUAAUUAUUUUAUUGACUGGGGAAUUACAGAUAGGUAUGUAUUGCAAGUAAUCAAUUUAAUACCUCGUUGAUUGUAAUACAAUGUCUUAUUCAUUUACGUACAAUUCAUGAAAUCAAGUUACUGAGGUAGAUAUAAUUGCUAUUAGUAAGUCAAUCAAUACUGACCUUAUUUAUUUAUUUAUUAAACGAUGAAAAGCAAUCCUACGUAUGUAAUUAUGGUAAUUAAACUUAGCCACAAAUUUACAAAAAAUCAAUUAACAACGCACAAUAUUUAGUCAAGAUAAACUUUUACAUACAUAUAGUGCAUCGUUUUAAUUUAUAACCAUACAUAAUUUCGAACAUACAUAAAUUUAUAUCUUUUGUAUCUCAAUUUUCCCUUGCAGUAUGUAGUAAUUUUUCCGGGUUAUUUGGCCAAUGUGAAAUUUAACGAGAGCUGUAUUUUUCAAAAAUUGGCAAAAAAUACCCAAGUAAAUUAGCCUUAAACGUGUUUUUUUUCUUCAUAUUAAUCAUGAGAAGUUCUCCCAUGAAACAGAAGCAAGGACACGGUUGAAUUAAAACAAAAGUUCUCUAUCACCAGAGGAGUUCCCUUGUCUACAAAAUUUUGUCCAAAUUGCACCUUUGUUGGUUGGCAAGCUCUCAAUUCCUUUCUAAAACCGGAUCGCACCGGAAAAGUCUGCAGCCCUCGGGUCAUAUUUUUCAACACAAGAGACGAAUUGGUAUGCACUCCAGCAGCCAAGGUAUUUAUGACCAAAUUGACGACCGUCGCAUCCGUUAAGAUGAGUGGAAAUAAGAGAAAGUUGGGCAACUGGAUGCUCGCGUAUAAUCGGAUGCAAACGAAUAAUGAGAAAACUUGAAUCUGUGGGAUGAGACCGAGCACUGCGGGGACCACUUGACCCUUCAUGGCUGAGUUUUGCACCUUAUCCAACAACUGGAUGCAGCGAUAGGUGCGAAAAACUUGUGCGACCGGAAUGUCCUUGUUUUCAUCACUAUCUCCUC